This is a messenger RNA of Neoarthrinium moseri, 1662 nucleotides long. RefSeq lists its product as uncharacterized. Gene Ontology annotation, biological process: intracellular signal transduction; mitotic cell cycle; protein phosphorylation. Gene Ontology annotation, cellular component: cytoplasm; nucleus. The coding region runs from base 1 to 1662 and encodes 553 amino acids. NCBI's taxonomy places the organism in Eukaryota, Fungi, Ascomycota, Sordariomycetes, Amphisphaeriales, Apiosporaceae. Gene Ontology annotation, molecular function: ATP binding; histone H3T3 kinase activity. The record is from RefSeq and is a predicted model, not a curated record. The transcript has 2 exons.
AUGUCGAGACAAGCUACGGUGCGGAAAUAUGGCAAGCAGCAGAAGAAAUCACGCUGUGACCGGCUUUUCGCAGAGCUGCCGCAGAGUCCUGUCCGGCCGGCGCUCGUAAGUGCGAAUGCCGUCCAGCAGGUUGACGAUGCAAUCGGCAAACUAGCGGAGAGAGUCACUGCCAUUAACAUCCAAGACGAGAACGAAGAGCCGCAUAGGUCUACGCCGUCUGCAAAACGGGCGCCUACCAGGCGUAAACAGAAGCCAGCAUCACCAGAGCCAGCCCAGGAGCCGACGCCUGAGCCGGUCUUGGAAACCACGCCUGAACCAGUCCAAGAGCCCACUCCAGAACCGGAUGAGCCUUCAUAUGGCGAUUCAGAGGCUGUUGAAUCCGAUGCACCGGAAGAAGAGUUGAGAGUUCUAUGCUGGUCUGAGGUAUGUCCCCCAGGGGACAGGAUCAUGAAGAUCGCGGAGGCGUCCUAUGCGGAGGUUUACCGGGUCACGAACGAGCGAGGAACCAGCAUCAUCAAGGUCAUCCGGAUGGAGUCGCCCAUAAAAGCGCAGACCAAACCCCAGCAAAAGUCAGGCCUGGUUGAUGAAGAACCCCACUCUGAGGCAGAUCUUCUGGGCGAGCUGCAGAUAUCCGAGUGGCUCGCCGACAUCCCGGGAUUCGUCGUGUACAAGGAGCGCUAUAUCGUCCAGGGGAAGGCGUGCAGGGAGCUUCUCGAAACGCACCAGGCUUAUCACAAGAGGGCGAAGCGGCAGGAUCCCGGGAGACUGCAGUUCUAUCCUUCGCCGAGCCGCUACCUGGAUGAUACUAGGUUCCUCGUCAUAGAGCUCGGCGAUGCCGGGACUGCCCUUGAAGACUUCCAACUGCUAUCAUCGGACCAGUUGUGGGACAUCUUCUUUCACGUAGCCAUCGCUCUUGCUCGCGCUGAGGCCGAGGUCGAGUUCGAGCAUCGCGAUCUCCAUGAGGGAAACCUUUGCAUACGGCAAGUUGGGGAGCCAGUGGCCGAGGAAGACAGAGAUACAGCCGCAUACUUUGGGCAUUCUGGGUUCGAGAUCACCAUACUGGACUACGGUUUGUCCCGCGCAAGGGGAGAUCUGGACGACGAGACCAUCGAGCUCGUGGCCUACGAUCUUGAAAGGGACUUGAGUCUAUUUGCAAGCGAACAUGCACCACAGUGCAGGGUUUACAGGCAGAUGCGAUCGUUCCUCUUGCGUGGCGACCGAGUAUGUCUGCCUCCCAAAAGCCACAAGAUCGCCUACGCUGAAGGUGUCGACGGCCCCAUCAGCUGGGCGCUGCACGAGCCGUACACGAAUGUUUUAUGGCUUGCUUACCUCUACGACUACCUCGUCAGCAGCUUCCUUGGGCCGAAGAAGGAACUAAAUGCUUUCAAGCGGAUCACCAGGGACUUCUGGACGCAUCUGAACCCUGAGGCGGAUGACAGCAUCCCUGGGUUCGCGAGUGCUAGCGAUAUAGUCAUGUUCGCCGUCGAAUCUGGCUGGAUAGAUGAGGACCAGCUGAUGGGCGGCCGAAGCAUAAUCGAGAAGUCGAUAUUGUCCAUCUUAUCCACCGACGAGUUCGCCCGAGACUGUGACGACUUCGAAAUGUCCUCACCAUCAGCGCGGAGAUCACCGAGACGGCAUCAGCAACGGCACGUCAUUGUAUAA